Prorocentrum cordatum is the source of this 777-nucleotide messenger RNA. Lineage: Eukaryota; Dinophyceae; Prorocentrales; Prorocentraceae. The record is from the annotation of a GenBank genome assembly.
AUGGGGCUCGGAAGCCAGGACGGAGACGAGGAGGCCUGCCAGGGCUUCCAGCUGUUCGGGGACUCCGUCUGGUGCCUCCGGGCCAUGGGAACGAAGGACGUGCCGGACCCCCUCGGGCUCUCCUACGGCAUCGAGCAGCGGGACCUCUGGAGCGAGAAGCUGAGCAACGUCUUCCGCGUGCCCACGCGCCUCUACGACUGCUUCGUCCCCCCGCGGGACUCGCCCCCCAUGGCCGGCACAGCGCCGAACGCCUCGGGGCCCUGCGAUCCGAGCGGGCCCCACUGCUACGAGACCCCGUACCGGGCGUUCCGCGAGUGCCUGGGACCGCGCGCCGGGGUCGUUGAAGGGCGGACGGUGGCCACGCUGGGGUCCCACCUCGAGGGGCGGGGGCCGCUGUCCACGUGGCUCAAGAUCGACGUGGAGGGCAGCGAGUGGUCCGCCCUGGAGCAGCUGCUGGAGAGCGAGGAGGGCAUGGCCAGGGUCAGGACGCUCGAGAUGGAGGUGCACUUCAGCUACGCGCCGUUCGUGGACCGGGAGGCCUUCCUGCAGCUGCCCGAGCAGGAAAGGCUCGAGCGCAGGGUGCGGGUGAUGGAGCGCUUGCUGAAGAACUUCGCCUGCGUCGGGUCCAACCUGGAGGUGUAUCGGGAGCAGUGGCACCCAGAGACGGAGUGCCCCGGCUCCAGCUGCGACGAGCCGCAGGUCCACGUCGCCAGCAUGUCCGUGGACCAGUUCGCCGUCAGCUACGUCAACCGUGCGCUGCUGCCCCGCGGGGAGUGA